AUGAUAAGCAGCUGCUUCUGUCCAGCAAUGGACACGAACUGCGAUGCCCCAGCGGAUCAAAAGGAUCAGAUGCAGAAGCUGGUCGAAGAGGUGCUGCAGAAGCAGCACAAUGCAUUGAUUCUGCGGCUUGAAUCCUGGCUUUCCAAGCUGGACUCUAAGCUGGACGAGCAUCCACCACGCGCGAUCUCGGAUUGGGCUCGCCAGGCGACCCCGGCGCAGAUGACGAACCGGCUCUCCAACAGGUCCACCCGGUCGCGGCAAAACGAG
Messenger RNA from Symbiodinium necroappetens, 267 nucleotides. Lineage: Eukaryota; Dinophyceae; Suessiales; Symbiodiniaceae. The record is from the annotation of a GenBank genome assembly.